AAACUCAUCCUCUCCAUGUGGAGGAGAGGAAGGUGGUCACAAGAAAUAGAGAGUAGAAGGAAAGGGGGAGGGUCCCCUCUCUUUCCUUUUCUUUUAGUUCUUUCUCCUCUCUCCAUUCUUUUUGCCUUGCUCUUGAAAUUAAGGACACUGAGAUAAGCUUUCUUUUUACCUUCUCUGGUACUGGAAAAAAGAAGCAUCAAGAUACGGCUCCAAAAGGUGGCCUCGUGUUACUGCUGCUACUUGUGUCACUAGUAAUGCCGGAAGAAAGGGAUGGUGGCAGGAGGCAGGGCUAAGACAUCUUCUUUGAGGCCCACGCCAGACAUUUCAUUUAGUGGAGGGCGGAGGAAAGAAAAGUUUCUCAGGAUGUCUAAGCUGGAAUGACUGCUGAUUUAAUAUGGGGUCAUUGGCACCUGAGCUGGAGACUGUACACUGGGAGAUCUACCUAUCACUGGGUCUGAAGACAUCAGGCAGAAGAAAAUCUGAAUUUCCAAGGAUAUUGUCUCUUCUGUCAUCACUUCUCGAGAGAGUUGUUCAGAAGAAUGAAAUGUUACUAGAUUCAAAUAAAAUUAAAAAUGCUGUCACUGUUUUUCAUGGUUUGAGAGCCCCAAACAUCAGCAUACAGAAGUAUCUGGAGCGCAUCUUCAAGUAUUCAAAGUGCAGCCCAUCCUGCUUUGUCCUUGCACACAUAUACAUUGAUAGAUUUCUUCACCAACCAGACAUUCAUCUGACUUCUCUCAAUGUUCAUCGCUUGCUGAUUACAAGUAUUGUGGUAGCAGCAAAAUUCAUUGAUGAUGCAUUUUUCAACAAUGCAUAUUAUGCCAAGGUAGGGGGAGUCAGUACUGUAGAGAUGAACAGAUUGGAGCUAAAUUUCUUAUUUAACUUAGAUUUUAGACUUCAAGUGAAUUUGGAGACAUUUGGAAGUUACUGUUUACAAUUGAAAAAACAAGCCACAGAAUGCAGUGUAGAGCGGCCAAUUCAGGUCUGCAGGCUAAAAGACUGGACUACUAAAGAAGAUUCGAAAUGCCAACCAGCAGUCCCAAGGUACAACUGUGGAGCUGUCUAAAGGUUUCUAUAGUUUCCUGUAUGUGCCUUGCAACAUUUAAGUACUUUCUUGUGAAUGACAAUUGCCUCUUGUUCUGUUGAUGUUUCCAUCAUCUUUACCAAGCCUGGUUUCCAACACAAUUGCUGUAUGUUCUUUUGCACAUGGAAUCUUGGAUGCUGGAUUGAAAAUUAAUAGAAAAUUGUGCAUGGCUAACCAGCAACACAA
Elaeis guineensis (African oil palm) is the source of this 1267-nucleotide messenger RNA. RefSeq names its product cyclin-P3-1. Lineage: Eukaryota; Viridiplantae; Streptophyta; Magnoliopsida; Arecales; Arecaceae. Gene Ontology annotation, biological process: regulation of cyclin-dependent protein serine/threonine kinase activity. The record is from RefSeq and is a predicted model, not a curated record. Gene Ontology annotation, molecular function: protein kinase binding.